Messenger RNA from Silurus meridionalis, 3552 nucleotides. It is a transcript of the gene cbx4, whose product is annotated as chromobox homolog 4 (Pc class homolog, Drosophila). The record is from RefSeq and is a predicted model, not a curated record. Bases 305 to 1888 code for a protein of 527 amino acids. NCBI's taxonomy places the organism in Eukaryota, Metazoa, Chordata, Actinopteri, Siluriformes, Siluridae. The transcript has 5 exons. Gene Ontology annotation, biological process: negative regulation of DNA-templated transcription.
CCUUGCUAUUGCGCGAACUAUUUUCUGUAGCAACAGCAGUGAGUGGAUUUCAGCUGCGUUACCGUUAACGAGGACCGAAAUACGAGCAAGGGUCAGGGAGAGAGAGAGAGAGAGAGAGAGAGAGAGAGAGAGAGGGAGGGCUGGAGAAGGAAUUCAUCUGAGCCACGGUGACUAAAAAAAAAAAACGCCAAAUAUUACUGCAAAAGCAUCCCCGGUUGAACGCGAAAAGAAGGAGGAGGAGGAGGAGGAGGAGAAAAAGAGAGAGAAAAAUCGCGCUCUCGCUUCGCAAGCCUCGGAGCGAGAAAUGGAUCUACCUGCCGUCGGAGAGCAUGUCUUCGCGGUGGAGGGCAUUGAGAAGAAGCGCAUACGGAAGGGAAGAACGGAGUAUCUGGUGAAGUGGAGAGGAUGGUCGCCGAGAUAUAACACAUGGGAACCGGAGGAGAACAUCCUCGACCCGCGUCUUCUCGUCGCCUUCCAAAACAGAGAGAGACAGGAACAGCAGAUGGGUUAUCGUAAAAGAGGGCCCAAACCCAAACAUCUUCUGAUCCAGUUACCGGCAUUUGCAAGGAGGUCCAGCAUCCUUGCUGAUCUUCAGGAGACAUCCCUAGAUGAAGAGAACCAGUUUAAAGUGGAUUCUCUUCAGAUGCACCGGUCACAGCCUCAGCAUUACCAGCUCAAUAGCAAAAAACAUCACCAGUACCAGCCCAACAACAUGGAGAUCCCAGCAGAAGCUCACACCAAUGGAAAAAAGAAGCACUUCUAUCAGCUAAACAGCAAGAAGCACCAUCAUUACCAACCAGACCCUAAGAUGUAUGACCAGCAAACCACAAAGCCGAAAGAGGUUAAAGGGCAUGACCCGUCUAUUAAAGGGUGGAACCUCCCUCCAGCCUUGCAACAGAAAUGGGUACGUGACAAGGACACUGGUAGCUUGAAUAAAGUGAAAGAUCUUUCUAUGGAGCCUAAGCAACUGCCUAUUCCCACUAACAAAGAAGACCAAAUGGAAAAAACAACCUCAAAGGAUCCCAUGCUUUCCAGUGGCAUCAGUAGUAAGAUGAAGAUCAUCAGGAACAAAAACAAAAAUGGCCGAAUUGUCAUUGUCAUGAGCAAGUACAUGGAUAAUGGUGUCCAGCCUUCCAAAGUAAAAAACAGGGAUUCUUCUGGAACAGAGAAACCAAAACAACCCGAGGAGUCUAUAAACGGCAACGCGGCGGGUCUUCUGAAAGUGACAGCAGAGCAGGAGAAUGGUGCUGAUAACCACUCAGGAGACAGUGCAUGUGUUACUUGUGAAUUUGUUCACAAAGUGCCUCACAAAAAGUUUGAGCUCUCAAAAGCAAAAUUGAACACUGAGGCAGGUCACAGAACAGAACAAGAGGUGAAUAAGAUCAAUUUAUCACACAACAACUCUUUGCAACCAUCCUCCAAAACGAGCUCUUCACCCAUUUCUGUUGGGGAAGACACUCCAUCGCAAAAGGACUCCAGCCACAAUCUCAGUCAUCGUAAACGGAACCUGUCAGAACCCAACAAGGCUGACAGUAAUUGUAAGAAGUUCUUCAGCUCCAGAAGUAUCAGUGCUCCCAAUCCGGUCAUUUUUUCUCCUCAGAGAGAACCCAUAGACCUGCACUGUUCUGGCCAAAUCACAAGUGGGGGCUACAAUUACAAUGUUACUGACACCAUUCCGGAUGAACCAAUCGACUUAAGCUGUGGAAGGACUAGGCUUCACGCAGAAGCUGCCACAGAGUCCAACGUCGCAGUGGAUGCCACACCUGAGUGUUCGGAAAAGUCAGAAGAACCAGUCAGCUUUUUUAAGCCAUUUUCAGGUAACAUCAUCAUUACGGAUGUCACCACAAACUGUCUGACUGUGACCUUUAAGGAGUACGUCUCCAUUUAACAGCCAUUGGUUUGAUCCCCUGAGGACUGCUGAUAAUCAUAUGGAUUUGUAGAUAUGUAAUUAUUAGAAGGAUUCUGUACAUAUGUAUCUAUAAUCUUUCAUGUAUAGAAAGGAACUGUUUUUUUUGUUGUUUUUUUUGCAGUGUAGUUUUUUUUAAUUCAAUGUUAAGGCCUGUACAUGAACAGAUUAAAAUGGAGUGUUUUGAAUGUUUAAAGACAGGUAGAGUCUGGAGAAAUCAAUAUGAGAGAACAUGCUGAGCUUAAGAAGUAGUUCAAGCUUCACUGAACAAGCACUUACUUACUUUCCAGUCCUUGCACACUAAAUGGAAAUAGCCGUUACAGUCGUGUGCGCUUCGUGUGUGAGCAAUGUUUGAACCAUCUUCUUUUAAAGAUUGUACUUCCUUGCGAACACAGUGCAAACACAUGGUUUUACAAGAUUACACUUUUCUUGCAGACGCAUCAGUGACAUUUUAGGCAGUUAGAUCUGAGCUUAUUGUAACGUCAAAUGGAUAUUCAGGGUGUUUUGCAAUGGUUUUUAAUGUAUAUUUUACUUAAAGCCACAUUUGCAUUGCUGCAUAGUUGAGUCUGUUUGUGAAAGAUACAGGCCCUUGCUGUGCAGUGUUGAAAUCGAAUCAAUCAGACAUUAGGUUAUCUUCACUUACCCUUUGAAUGUGUAAGCUGCACUUUGCUAUCAGUCAAGAUUCUCUGAAGAAGGCCUGAAUGACACCGAUCAACAGGGUAGAUCCUCCUUUUCAUACUAUGGUUCAAUUUUAUGGCGAUUACCUUGUACACCACCACGUCAUGUCAUGUGUGAGCCGUGUAUAAAAAGGUUUCCUGAGCAUCUACAUACUACUUCCUAUGUAACUGCUUAAAUGGUCCUUUUUUUAUGCCAUGCUCUUUUCUUAACUGUCUAUAUUUUUUGGUGUCACAUACUAAUAAUAAUGUACGACCAAACAAUUUAUUUUAGACAGUUUGUAACCCUGUAGCACAUAAUAUUGUAAAACUGCUGCUAAAGUGUAUUACUUAGUUGAAGUAAUAUGUUAUGGGAAAAUUCACAUGCUGUAGUCAACAUUAGAGUCUAAAUUUGCCUUAAAUGAACAAAGAAAUAAUAAAUAAUGAUAGUGUAUCAAUAUUUUACAAAGCUUAUUGUAGUGAAACAAUCAUAGUCAGCACCAUAUCCAGACAGUAAAUGUAUCCGGCUUUUUGAGUCGACCUGAUUUAAAACGCAUGACUCAUGCAGUUAUAAAGGACCUUUAUACAUGGAACUGACAAGUCUGUCGGCGUGGAAUUGGUCAAUAGAUUUGGCCUGAUUACCGGAAGCACAACAAAUGCAACAAUGCCAAAAAAAAAAAAAAAAAAACAAGACCUUAAAUUAUUUGCUACUUUGAUCAUCGUUGAUAUUUUAGAACGGUGGAUAGUUUUAUUCAGACAAAGGUGCGGGUGGGUCAUUGUUUCAUUUAACAGUUUCGUUUUGCAAAUCUUAAACUAUGUGCCUGCAAUGAUUGCCAAUAAGACAAAAGAGGGAGUAUACUACUAUUCACAUUUAUUAAAAAAUGUUCAUUUCAGAAACUACCCUCCAAUACACAAAAUACAAUUGCAAAUAUUAUAUAAAAAAAUACAUGAACAAAACCCAAUUUUAAUAAAUCAAGUCAUGAUGUUUCAGAA